Messenger RNA from Cololabis saira (Pacific saury), 3120 nucleotides. It is a transcript of the gene cd7al, whose product is annotated as cd7 antigen-like. Gene Ontology annotation, cellular component: membrane. Gene Ontology annotation, molecular function: signaling receptor activity. NCBI's taxonomy places the organism in Eukaryota, Metazoa, Chordata, Actinopteri, Beloniformes, Belonidae. The record is from RefSeq and is a predicted model, not a curated record. Gene Ontology annotation, biological process: adaptive immune response. Bases 15 to 1136 code for a protein of 373 amino acids. The transcript has 5 exons.
UCAUCACCGCCUUCAUGAUGGCUGGGAUGCAGAACCCGGCUCUCCUCUGCGCCCUGGGCAUCCUGCUCAUCCUGCAGACUGAGUCUGUUCACGGUGAGGUCCAGGCCCCGGAGGGGACCCAGGUCCGGUUCCUGGAGCGGGCCCAGGGCCAGUCCGUGGUGUUCCCCUGCCGCGUCCCGCCGCGCAGCCCGCCCACCGUGGGCUUCUCCCUGCAGCGCGGCUGGCUGCGGCCCGGCCAGAUCAUCUUCAAGUACACCGGCAGCGACUUCACCGCCACCGGGGACUCCAGCCGCUUCCAGGUCCGCGGGGACCCGCAGGAGCACGCGGUCAACGUGACCGUGACCGGGCUCGGCCCCGCGGACACGGACCGAUACUUCUGCGAGUUUGUGUGGGAGAAGCAGGACUCCGAGGACCAGAGGAUAAAAGCAGAGACCGAGUUCUUCCUCCUCGUCCACCCUGACGCGGCCGGGCCCCUGGAGCUGGAGCUGGUGCGGCCCUGCGCCGGCGGCUCCGUGGUGCUGCCCUGCUCGGCCCCGGCCGGCGAGAGCGCGUCGGUGGAGGGCGUGGUCCUGAAGAGGCAGCGGGGCCGGGCCCCCGUGGAGGUGGUGUACCACUCCCAGGGCGGCUCCUCCCCGUCCCGGUUCCCCGCCCACAGGGUCCAGCUGUCUUCGGUUCCCGGCCCCCGCGGCUUCACCUACAACCUGACGCUGACGCGGCUGCAGCCGGAGGACGCGGCGCUGUACAGCUGCCAGCUCCUGCUGGCCGGCAGGAACGACGACGGCGGCGCCGGCCUGGGCCGCCGGGCGCUGGUGGUGUCUGUGCAAGGCGGCUGCUCCGGCGGCUCCAGCUACCCGACGCUGCUGUACGUCCUGUCGGCGGCCGUGGCCGUCCUGCUGCUGCUGCUGGCGCUGCUGGGCCUGCGGCUGCUGCGGAGGGGGAAACCGCAGGCCGGCUCCAAGCCGGCGGCCCCGAUCUACGAGGAGAUGGUCGGGGUCAAGGGCCGGAAGCUUCCGUCCCACCUGGCCGACGACGCUGACGCCUCCGAGUACAAGAACUACCAGCUGAGGAAGUCGUGUCCCGGGAACCACUACGAGAGUCCCAGCGGGGCCCUGGGCCCCCGGAGCGACCCGCUAUGAGCCCCGGCACCCGCCGCGCUCAUUAGACUCCCUCUGUUUCUCACUGCUGGACGGAGACGAGCCGGUUGAUGAGCUGCUGGACUGAAGGAGAAGUAAACGCUUUUCAUCACGAAGGGCAGAAACACCAACGUGCCCAAAAGUAGCUCGGGGACGACGAGGACCAGAAGGUUUGGGACGGCAAACACCAAGGAGACGCAGAAUUAAAAAGUGUCACUUUUCUCUGGGGUCUGAGCAGACUCUCUCUGGGGGUCUGCAUAGACCAGGGGUCUGCAACCCGCGGCUCUAGAGCCGCAUGCGGCUCUUUAGCGCCGCCCUGGAGCUUUUUCAGAAAUGUUUGACCUUUUUUUCUUUUUUUUCCUCUUUUUUCAUUUUUUUUUCUUUCUUCUUUUUUUCUUCCUUUUUAAUCUCGACAUUUUGACUUUUUUCUCGAAGUGCAUAAUGAAAAAAAAUCUUCCCCCAGUAAUAACUAAUAUAGAAACAUGCAGCAUGUGUUGUUUUCAUUCUAAGGCUUAUACAAGACUUUUCAUUUUUUGCGGCUCCAGACAUAUUUGUUUUUUGUGUUUUUGGUCCAAUAUGGCUCUUUCAACAUUUUGGGUUGCCGACCCCUGGCAUAGACUCGUCUGCGCAGACUCUCUGGGGAUCUUUUCAGACUAUCUGGAGGUCUGCGCAGCGAUCUGGGGGUAAAUGACAUGUAAAUGGGGGGAAUGUCUGUCUGGGAGUCUGCACUGACUCUCUGGAUGUCUGCGCAGACUUUCUUUGGGGUCUGCACAGACGCUCUGGGGGUCUGUGUAGAGUCUGGAUGUCUGCGCAGACCCCACUUUUUGUUGCUCUAAAACCCAAAGCUCCAUUUAAAGGAGGCGCUGCAGAAGGGGGUGGAGUCACGUGUCUGACUCCACCCCCUAAAAGCAGCCACCAUGAACAAAUCUCCAAAGACGUGGCUGUAAAAGGGAUUUUCUCUGUGAUGUUUAGACUGAAACAUGUACAGGUGUUUUAUCGGGACGUUAAAUCGAUCCUGAUAAUCAUCCUUUAACAGCUCCUGCAGUAUUUAGCUGAGCGGUGUGGAGGUUACCUCUCUCUCAGGGCACUUGUCUUUCGCUCCGUCUCCUCAUGUUCUCUUCUUCACUUCUUUUAGUUCCCUCUGCGAUGAUGUUUGAUGUUUGUAAACUCUCCCUCUUCAAGCCGUCGCAUCUGAUGUACAUAUUACUAUGAAGCGAGUCCAGAGUCACUCUGGGUGCUUUUUGCUGACAUUAAACCUUUUUAAAGAGCUUUAAUCCAACACUUUUAAGGGAACAUAAAAUGUCUCCUUGUCGCACAAACCUUUCCCCGGUUGAAAACCAUGUCAUCAUCCCGUCCGCACAUCUGUAUCUUCACUCAGCUUCACGUCAUCAAACUGGCUUAAAAAAGCUGAACCACUAAAACUUCAAAAAACAGUCUUUAUCAUUUUAAUGGAACAUCUUUUUUGCCCCUUAAUCAUUUUUUGCCAUAUUAUACUAUAGAAAAACGAUGUGUGCAUUACAACAAAAUAUCUUAUUGACAUUCAGAGCGUGUUAAAAAUUCAAAACGGUUCCAUCGAUGUGAUUUUUGUUUUUGAUAUGAUUAUUUUUUAUUAUUUGUUGCUUCCUGACUUUGAUUUGCAAACAUAAAUCUGCUCCCCGUCCGCGGGACUUCUUCAUUUGUCUUUCUAAAGUCGUUUCUGCACUGAGCCCCUCCAGACGUUUAUUUUUGUGUAUUUAUAUAAUUUUAUUUUCACUUUUGUUUCUCCUGAAAUUGUUUCACAACCUUUUGUUCCUUAAAAAAAAAAAAAAAAAAGUCAUUUUGUUUUCACACUUGUCUGAAUCUGCACUGUUUGACAUUAAAUACGUGAUGUAACCUCAUUGUUUUGGUCGGAAAACAAAAGGCAGCUUUACUGUAAACUUCUUUUCUGCAUUGUUGAUCAUUACUUACAUUUUUUUUUUAUUGCAUUAAAUGUAUGUUUUCAAACUUA